This is a messenger RNA of Alternaria alternata, 2654 nucleotides long. RefSeq lists its product as hypothetical. Gene Ontology annotation, molecular function: protein binding. Lineage: Eukaryota; Fungi; Ascomycota; Dothideomycetes; Pleosporales; Pleosporaceae. The record is from RefSeq and is a predicted model, not a curated record. The transcript is spliced from 2 exons. The coding region runs from base 221 to 2569 and encodes 782 amino acids.
CAUCGCCGCUAGGAGUCCAGCCACGCGGUCGCACCUUCUCCGCGAUUAUCCUCUAGUGCUCCGAUCACUACUGUGCACGCUUCCUCUCCAGAUACAUGCGCCCCAUCGCUACUUCCAUCCUCGCCCACAGUUGCCUAGGCGCCCGUCCUGGUAUACUUGCUGCGCUCCAGCCUGCCGCUCCGCCGCCCACUCGUCCAACACCUCCGCCUUGUCGUCCCCCAUGAGCUACGAUCGCUACUUGAUGAAUCUAUUCAGCCUGCACGACUUGGACUACCUCUCGCCCGACAUGCCCGACUUUGCCUCCAGUCGCGAAUGCAGCCCCAUCGCUUUCGACGCUCCCAUCCCCCCCAAGCCCACAGUCGCCGUGGCCCAGAACAGCAUGCUUCUUAAACUGCCCGACGACAUCUUCAAGUGUGUCAUGGACUAUCUCGACCGCGAUGCUGCGUGGAGUCUGAAGCGGCUUUGUAAAGGCAUGGCAAGCAGCGUGACGGUGAACCAGCUGCUGUACAAGUACCCCAUACAACUCAACGAUGUGCGCGACAUCAGGCUGGGCGACUGGAAAUACCGGAGCUUGGGCAGCAUACGGUGGACAAGCUUCAAGGAGAGCAUCAAUGAUGGGAACCGCCGACACGUGCACAAGCUAGCCAUGUCUCACUGGGCGAGCAUAGAGGACUUCAAGUGGAUAGAAGAGAAUCUACCUUGCUUGACUAGCUUGGACAUCUCCGCCAUCAAGGACUUUGUAUGGACACCGGAGGAGACUUGGACUUGGAAAAUGAUGGCCGAUGCUUGCCAUGAACUAUUUGGACGUCUGGAAGAGCUCGAGGUGGCUAACUGGGCUGACUAUACUGCGCACUCUCGAAUCGAGUACAGCUAUUCAUAUCAGGACUAUCGCUUCAAGCAGAGCUUUAGGAUAUCAAGACGACGCGAUGGAGGCUCUGUUGCAAACGCCAUUUUCCCAAUAUGUAAAAAACUGAAGACGUUGGCAAUACGAGAGCGGUACUCGGGGUUCCACACCUGGAACGAGUGGGAGGUUCAUCAGCGCGUCUGCUGUCUUGUCGAUGGCGUGCAAAAGUACUGCCCGGACACCAUGACGAAGCUGAGGGUACAUGACUACGCCCCUUACCGCUCACUCUUCUCCACCGAUGCAACAGCUUGGUCGCGUAUCAAAGAUGUUGAAAUAGGUCUAUACUCUUGGAUGGAAGACCGUCGUGACCGUGACGUGAUCGGCCCAAUUCCCUACAGGAUAACCCAAGGACAUCAUCAUCGCGAUGAAGAGGAGGCUUUUGACGACAAGACGUUCGAUGCAUGCGGGCGCGACCAUAUGAUGCUCGGAAACCAUGUCGUCCAGGGUGUUGGAGCAUCGUUCGAGGACUUGCUCCAAAGCCUCCAGACCAUUUCCAAGAAGUAUCCAAACAUCAACAUAAAACCCAUUCGGAACCUUCAGAACAUCAUACUCCACCCGUUCCACCUUGUCAAUGUCAUGCAACGGCGACAUCACUUUGGACAGACCACACAGCAAAACAAUGACCAGGCACUUAGUGACCCUAGUUCUAAGCCUGAGGUGCAGGAAGCGCUGCGAUGGCUAGCCGAGAAGUGCGCCUGGAAGCCGAUAUUGGCUUGGGAAAGCAUGAUGUGCGACGUCUUCCCUGCAAAUCUAGAGCCCAACCGAACAUUUCUACCCAAACAAGAUGUGCUUUCACGCAUAAAGACCAUGGUAUCAACCUUGCGAAGCCUCAACAUCCCUAUCCGUGUUUCCAUUGGCGACCGCACAAACAUGUGUCCUUCGUCUGGCCUCGAUGGUAGCCUAUACUUUGGUGACUACAAGACCUUCGUUGGUGACAAUGAGAACAAGCGCGAAGUGUUGCUCCCGACCCAAGCCGUCUUCAGUCUUACGCCCAUUGCCUCCAUGGUUGACGAACUCACUAUACAGUACCCUGCCGACGUGCCUGGCGUCUCCGGCUGGCUUCGCGCAGCGAAACGCCCUACCCCUGCCGAGGUGGCUCUCAUGCAACGCGAAAUGAUUGGCUGGAGACGCUUCUGGGCCCGCUAUGCUUCCCAGUUCAAGAACCUCAAGAAGUUGACAGCAAAUGUCCCCAAUGACAUCUACGAAGACUGGGGCAGAAGCGAACUGACCAAUCUUUUGGAUAACGAACGAUGGCAAAUGCUCGAAGUCGAGGAUAAACAGGACCACAAUCUUCUAGGAGGCUACUUCCCAUUCGUUAGUAGCAGUUCGUCGUCAGUCCUACGUCAGAACCUGUCUCGUCGACGCACACGCACCAAGUUCGUCCAACGGGUAUUCUUCAGGCUCGACACUGAACCCUUGGACAUUGAGUGUUUGCCUCUGGGAUUGACUGAAAAGCAGAGGGAGGAAAGGGAGAUAACUGAGGCUGAGAUAGCGGACAAACAUGUCCUGCAACAUCGCUUUUGGCCAAAGCGAGAUGGGGUCAGUGAAGAAAGACGCGAGAAACGUAAACGAGAAGAUGGUAAAGGGACUGAUAGCCAAGAAGGUGUUGAUAAGAGAACGAGGAUUGGCUGUAGCACAUACGAACGUCACGAGAGCAACGUGUAGCCUACAGUGGUAUAGGCAGACAACUCUUGCCUGCGAUGUCAAAUCAGUGUAUUGUAUAAUAGUAAUAUAAAUUAAAACAUAAUAA